Molecule: messenger RNA, 1167 nt
Organism: Effrenium voratum
Lineage: Eukaryota; Dinophyceae; Suessiales; Symbiodiniaceae
Source: the annotation of a GenBank genome assembly
AUGGAAAUUGGUGUUGCAGCUGCUGGUGUUGCGGCGGCCGGCUUGAAGCUGUUGGGCUACAACCGCUCCAACUUCUUCCAGAACCUCAAGCUGAAGCAAAGCCGCAAAUUCCGGCGGCAGCAGAUCAUCACUGCCCAGGCGGAGCUCUUCCGGUCGGACGUGCAGCAGGUGAUCGGCUCCUCUGUGACGGUGCAGGAGCGGCUCAGUGUGGUGUCUGCCCUUAUGCUGGUGGCCGCAACCCACGCAUACGGGCUCAGCAUGCCACCAGAGACCGCGGACUUUUUGGAGGGCCUCUUCUACCUGAACCUCAGUAAUUCUACCCUGUACUUCCUUUUGGCAUUGUUUUCCUCCAUCUCGGCUUCCAUCCUCGCUCGGACCUCGCAGAAGGUGCUUCUCAACAAUUGCGUACGACCACCUUUCGAGGAGAUGAUGGCUGCGGUGGAUGAGGGAGAGGAAGAAGAAAGUGCCGAGCGUUUCGAACGGCAAGAUGCUUCAACCUUGUUCAGGAUCCCCGGCAGCGAGGCCCUGCUGCGGCGCUUCGGCUCGGAGCUGCUGCACCGGCGCCAGCGGUUUGCGGAGGCGGCUGGUCAAAAUUCGCUGCAGCGGCUUCUUCUGCGCCAGCAAAACAACGACGAAGCCUUGCAGCGGCUGCAGUACCUCUGGGAUGACCUGGCAGCUUACACGCCUUACUACCUGGGUUGGGGCCUGCGGAACUUGCUGAACGCUUAUGCGCCGGGUCCCUGGUCGCUCCGAGAGCGCGAGCUAUGGGAGCCAGUUCGAAGCCAUGGGUUUGUACUACAGCGCCAUGUACAACUACGUCUUCGUGGUGCAUUUCUUUUGGAUGUUGGUUGCGCUCGCCCUGAGCAUCUUGACAGAGGCGAUGAUGCCUACCAGCUGCCUGCAGAGUUUGUUGGAGAACCUGCUGCUUGUUCUGGGCUUGGGUGCCAGCCUCCUCAAUGUGCGCCAGUCCAUGCUCAAAGCCAAGACCUGGUGGCGCGAGGAGGGCCUGAAUCACGAGAUUUGCAUCUCCAUCGUAGCGGUCUUCAUUUGCCAGCUUGGCUUGUCAGUGUGUGCUCAUGUGCGCUUCUACCGGAACACACAAGGUUCUUCCGUUUUGCAGACACUUGGGGAUAUGGGCGGCAGCUCGAAUCUGGACUUCUCAGAUGA